Messenger RNA from Drosophila eugracilis, 349 nucleotides. Its product is annotated as serine protease inhibitor Kazal-type 1. Gene Ontology annotation, molecular function: protein binding. The transcript has a single exon. Bases 44 to 286 code for a protein of 80 amino acids. The record is from RefSeq and is a predicted model, not a curated record. Lineage: Eukaryota; Metazoa; Arthropoda; Insecta; Diptera; Drosophilidae.
AACAGUAUCAAAUCAGUCCAGCAAGUGGAUAAACCUCGUAGCAAUGAAAUUCCUGAGUAUUUUUUUGGCCCUGUGCCUAUUCUUGGCCCUUGCCAUAUCGCCAAUUCGUAGCGAUGACGACGCUGAGAAAGAAGUAAAGACAAUCUGUCCUUGCCCCAGGAACUACGAUCCCGUCUGCGCCACCAACUUGAUCAGUUACCCAAAUCGCUGUGAAUUCGAUUGUGCUCGCCGCCAUUUCGAACGCCAGGGACGCAGCAUGGGAUUGCUGAGAAACGGAAACUGUUAAGCGAUGAAUCCCGUAAAAAAAUAAACAAAAAUGCCAGAAAAAUAAAAAAAAUAUGAAAAAAUA